Acromyrmex echinatior (Panamanian leafcutter ant) is the source of this 1763-nucleotide messenger RNA. RefSeq lists its product as uncharacterized. The record is from RefSeq and is a predicted model, not a curated record. Lineage: Eukaryota; Metazoa; Arthropoda; Insecta; Hymenoptera; Formicidae.
GCCAACAUGGCUGUCGCCGUCUGAUACUCCGCACGAGUCAUCACGCAUCCGGAUAUCUGUGCCACGUCUGUUACCAAGAAAAAGCAGCGAUUCGCGCAAGCGAAAAAAUCACGCCACGAGAACGAAGAAAUUCGUCAAGCUGGCGCCGUUCAAGCUCCGUUUCUCGAAGAUGCUGAAAUCGCGCAGUUCCGGCGAUAGUCGCAGCAACAGCGUGGAAUCCGAGGAACAGCAGCGGCAAAUUAAUCAGUCGUUGCCGUCAGGUACAGACGAGUUUGCGGAUGCACCCGAGACGGAAACGGACAAGAAUUGUUUGUCGGUUAGAAACGAGCAAACAAUUCCCAGCUCACCUCCACCCUCGUACGAACACGUUCUCGAAGAGACACGAAUGGAAUCAUCGGCCAUUGCUCUACGAGAAGGAAAAGGCUCUACAAAGGAGGGAAAUAUGGAAAAGCAGAUUCCCAGUAACGAAAAAAGUACGGAGGACGCUGAAGAUGGUGAUGGAGGUGAUGAUGGCAGUGGCGGUCAAAGAGGUGGGGACAGAAAAGCCAAGAAAAUACUUCAUAAAUCGAGCAAAGAAUUCUACAAGGCGAUGGCAAAGCAGUGGGGCAUAACUUGCAAAAUGAGUGAUCAUUGCAGAUGUUUGGAUUGCCAGAGCCAUUACUUCGACUGCGACUAUGAAAAGGACGAGCAAGCAAAGGGCGAUGGCGGCCUUAGCGCCGGUACGCCGAUGUUCAUCUCCGAGGUGAUGCAUGGCACCGCCUGCGCCCUUCUUUAAAUCGCCGCAUACUUCCGGUUUCGCUUCUUCCCUCGACGGGAAAGAUGUCUGCCUGACUACAUAUGUAGAAAGACGUCUACCUGAUUACACGCACAAAACGGGAAUCAGCGCCUAAAGAACGACGGAGGAGCUUCGCGCAUUUAUAUUCUGUACAAGAUACGCAAUGUCAUUGAUGAGACAUCUGCGUGUAUUUCAACGUAAGAAAAAGAAAGAGAAGCUACUCAUGCGCGCGAUGAAAUAUAAGGGAAAUAUCGUACGCUUUACGGCAUACAAAGAUGCGAGAUAAAUUAUUUUGAGAUUAGACUACUAAGUCUGUGUACACAAGAGCACAUCAAAGACAACCAAUGUAUAAUUACGCUGCUCUUAUACGAAAAGGAAACAAAAGGGAAAUUCUUGCUUCUUCUUUGCAUAAGAGCUGUUCGUCGGACAUAAAAUAAAAUAGAAGAAGAUACAUUUGAACAGUAUACAAUUUUGAACAAUUUGAAUGUCAUCUUCCAAUAAAAGGUUUUCAACAUCUUUUUACGCUUUUGAAAAUCUCUUUUAAGAAUCUAAAGAACACUGAAAAUUUUCUAUUGCCAUAUAUUUAAAUUGUUUAAAUAUGGCCUAACAUUCAAAUGUAUCCUCAUCUUUUUUGCAGACUUAUUUUUUCAGCAUUCGAUGUAAUAUGUGUCAUACUACGUUGCAAAGAGCCGUAUCAACUAGCGCAACGUGCAAGGCCACUUUAUGGUAACAUUGCGACGCGAGUCGUUUAUCUUUAUCGUGAUUUAAAGAUUUGUUAAGAAUGGUACUUCAAGAUUAAACGUAGAGAGUCAUCGAUGUGCGCUUUAUAACUGUCAAUUGCAUUGCACUCGUUCCAGUUGGAGUUUUACGACAGAGUGACAGAGUUAAAAAGACACACACACAUACACAUGAAAAAACAGAUAAAGCGCCUUAAUUCGAAUAUUCAAUUAUCAUUUUUUAAAAUAACAUAAUUGAUUAAUUACAAAAU